AUUUUGUUGAGGUAAGUGAGGUUGGUUGCAGUUGUUUGGUGCAAGAAGCAUUUUGAUUUUUUCCUCUUCUUCAGUCAGAGUUUAAACUUUGAGUAGCGUCUCCGCUUAAGGUUCAGGUAUAAAAUGGGACGAUACGCUCGCGAACCCGAUAAUUCCGCCGAAUACUGCAAGGCCCGCGGCUCAAACUUGAGAGUCCACUUCAAAAACACUUGCGAAACAGCUAAUGCAAUCAGGAAAAUGCCUCUCAAAAGGGCCCAAGCCUAUCUGAAAAACGUUCUCGCUAUGAAGGAAUGUAUCCCAUUCAGAAGAUUCAAUGGUGGCGUAGGCCGUUGUGCCCAAGCGAAACAGUUUGGCAACACUCAAGGCCGUUGGCCAAAGAAAUCUGCCGAAUUCCUUUUGCAACUUUUGGCAAACGCUGAGAGCAACGCCGACUACAUCGGUUUAGAUGUUGACAGAUUGGUUGUUAAUCACAUCCAGGUGAACAGAGCAGCAUUAAUGAGACGCCGUACCUACCGUGCUCACGGUAGAAUUAACCCCUACAUGUCUUCGCCGUGCCACGUUGAAUUAUGGCUUACUGAAGCCGAAAUGGAUGGAACAACAUCUAAAACUGGUAAAAAGUCCAAACGGUCAAAGAGGACUAAGUUUACUCAGCAGUAAAAUCUAAUAUUCCAAAAAGUUUUGUUUUUCCUAAUUUUCCUCAUAUUAUAUGAAUCUAAUUUAAUUAUGUUUAUUUGGUAUGUUCAUACCACCAAGUUUUAUGAUUCAAUAAAUAAAUAUGGAAAUAAAUAAA
Molecule: messenger RNA, 790 nt
Organism: Ceutorhynchus assimilis (cabbage seed weevil)
Lineage: Eukaryota; Metazoa; Arthropoda; Insecta; Coleoptera; Curculionidae
Source: the annotation of a GenBank genome assembly